This is a messenger RNA of Oikopleura dioica, 897 nucleotides long. Lineage: Eukaryota; Metazoa; Chordata; Appendicularia; Copelata; Oikopleuridae. The record is from the annotation of a GenBank genome assembly.
AUGCCGAAAUCCGAUCUUCUCCCUGUUCCUUACCCUAAAUUUGUUAACUCUUAUGGCAAAUUUGGACGAUGUGAAAAUUGCAAAUAUGCUGUAGAUUCAACCGCUGAGAUUCAGGGCAGACGACUUUGCCGUGAAUGCAAGGAUGAGAAACAUCCUAAAUCCUCGGCAAAGUUUCAAGAAACGGACGCUACAUUCAAAUGUCCAGCAAAAAGUUGUGGAGCUGAUAAACUCUCUUACCGGGAAUUUUAUGUUGGGUCUUGUUGCGACGCUGCUUUGGAUAGAGAUGUCAGGGAAGAAAAAAACGAAGAGUUAUUGCUCAUGCAAAAGAUUUAUCAUCAAUCAAAAGCUGACGAAAAAAUUUUUCGUGAAAAAUGGGAAGAAACUAAUUUGUCUAUCUACCCGGCGAAAAUGACCGUUGAAGAUAUUGAAGUGAAACUUUAUUUUGCCAAAGAAAAACUAAAAAUGAAAGAAGAUGACGCUGCAAAAGCAUGGGAAAAACACCUUGCUAAAACAAAUUGGCGAAAAAAAGUUCAAAAGCGUAUUUUUAUCGCUGCGAAAUCUUUAGCAAAGGAGGAUAACAGUGAUUUUGAAGAAGAGCCAGUAGAAAAAAGGUCUAAACAAAAUGCUGAACAUAAUUCUCGCUCAUCAUCUGAUGAAGAUAGCGAUGCGGAGGAAAAUAGAGCGACUAGCCCAGAAAGACCCUCAUUUUAUUCGUUCGUGUUGACGCCUCGAUGCAUGGUCUGCGAUUUCGGCUUCGACAACGAGCAUCAAGAAGCUAUCAUCACCCCAUGCGGCCACAAAGCCUGUUUCAACUGCAUCUCCAACCUUUCGGAGAAAAAGUGUCCGAAAUGCAAAGCUGAUUUCACUGACGAAAAUGUUUACAAGGUUUCCAACUGA